UUUUUGCUUUGGGAAAUUGGAAUACCAGUUUACCUUUACUCCGGCAAAUAGAUUCCUUCCAUCCUGGACCACGAUGGGCGUGAGCGAGGCAUGGUCGUGUCUGGAACCUAACCUGUAACGAAUAAUCCACUAUUGCUUGCCUGCGAAAUCAAUUGUCAUAGGGCUUUUGCUCAACAGAGUCGUUGGAGUAUUCUGGCUUUCCGCAUGUCUGGGAAAUUGUCUGGAGAACCUCUAUUAGGUGCUUACUAAUGCCAACUAGCAAUACCCUUGAUGAAGAAAUUGGGAAUAUUGAAGAAAUAGAUCAGUGGAAGACUGCAUAGGAAAAGAGUUAUGAAAUGGCAAUUAGCAGCAAAAGCUGAGAUAGCACUGGAAAUUCUUAGGCAUUCGUAAUGGGUGCUCCUAAGCAGAAGUGGACACAAGAAGAAGAAGCAGCACUAAAAGCUGGAGUUGUUAAGCAUGGGGUUGGGAAAUGGCGCACAAUACUUAAGGAUCCAGAAUUUAGUAGUGUCUUGUUUCUGCGGUCUAAUGUAGAUCUUAAGGAUAAAUGGAGAAAUCUGAGUGUAAUGGCAAAUGGAUGGAGCUCCCGGGACAAGUCUAGAUUAGCGGGUAGAAGGGCACAUCAGGUCCCAAAACAAGAUGAAAAUGCUAUGAUUGCCCCUUCUGUUGUUCCGAGCGACGAAGAACUUGUGGAUGCCAGGGCUUCUCAAGUUCCUAGAGAUAUGCUGCAGAUUCCUGGUCCAAAGAGGUCUAUUGUAAGAUUGGAUAACCUGAUAAUGGAAGCAAUAGCUAGCUUGAGGGAGCCUGGUGGUUCCAACAAGACAAAUAUUGCAGCUUACAUAGAGGACCAAUAUUGGGCACCCCAAGACUUCAGAAGGUCAUUGUCAGCAAAACUAAAAUCGUUGACAGCUAGUGGAAAACUGAUCAAGGUGAAACGCAAAUAUAGGAUUGCUCCUACGCCAGCAUAUCCAGACCGAAGAAGAAACUCAUCCAUGUUAUUGUCUGAUGCAAGGCAGAGAUUCUCUAUGAAGAUAGAUAAGGAUGAGGCCAAUGUCAUCACAAAGUCUCAGAUAGAUUUAGAACUAGCAAAGAUAAGGUCGAUGACAGCACAAGAGGCAGCUGCAGUUGCUGCUCGAGCAGUUGCAGAAGCAGAAGCUGCCAUAGCAGAAGCUGAAGAAGCAGCAAAGGAGGCAGAGGCUGCUGAAGCUGAUGCAGAGGCAGCACAAGCUUUUGCAGAUGCUGCAAUGAAGACUCUUAAUGGGAGAACCACCCCCAAAUUGACAUGUGGCUUGAGCUGGGGAGAUUUGAUAUUGCAGAGGCAGUCCGUAGAGCUGAUGCGAGCCUGAUAGGAAUGAAUUAGAGAGGAACAAAGGACCAAUGCUAAGGACUGACAGCCAGAUAGAUAUUUAUCAUUUGCUGAUAUUGUUUAUACUGUACAUAUAUUGAAGGUCUUUCUCCUGAUGUGACGCAGGAUUCAACUUUAUCAAUAGAUUUGCUAAGGUUUUGUACACAUAGAAUUCUAGUAAAUUCUGAAGAUGGUGUUUUAGUGUAUAUUUAUUGCUCAUUGAACUAUGUCAAUGUACCAUUAUAGAAGGUAGGCUUAAAUGAUCAGUUCAGAAUUCAGCUGAAACAUGCAGCUUGAUUAGUUUUUACUUUGCUUUUAGUAUCUCUAUUUUUUGUAUCUAAAAAGGUUAAAGCAAGGUUGCACCUGGUUAACUCUUGUUGAAUAUAUGUUCUGAGAAGAGUUGGAAGAAGCUGCACUUUUUUAAGUUGCUUGUCAAAAGGAAA
Messenger RNA from Prosopis cineraria, 1785 nucleotides. RefSeq names its product telomere repeat-binding factor 1. The transcript is spliced from 8 exons. Lineage: Eukaryota; Viridiplantae; Streptophyta; Magnoliopsida; Fabales; Fabaceae. Gene Ontology annotation, biological process: nucleosome assembly. The record is from RefSeq and is a predicted model, not a curated record. Gene Ontology annotation, molecular function: double-stranded telomeric DNA binding. Gene Ontology annotation, cellular component: nucleosome. Bases 390 to 1343 code for a protein of 317 amino acids.